This is a messenger RNA of Babesia microti strain RI, 3240 nucleotides long. RefSeq names its product conserved Plasmodium protein, unknown function. The transcript is spliced from 3 exons. Bases 1 to 3240 code for a protein of 1079 amino acids. NCBI's taxonomy places the organism in Eukaryota, Apicomplexa, Aconoidasida, Piroplasmida, Babesiidae. The record is from RefSeq and is a predicted model, not a curated record.
AUGCCAUUCAGUUAUGAUUGUGCAACCACUGCUGGAUUGAUGGUGUGUGUGGAUCGUGUUUAUCGCGUGAGGAAACAGUUAUCCCCUAGUAUAGUAAAGCACAAGGGUAGUUAUAAGGAUAAAAAUGUGAAAGUUAAAUGCAGUUGCGGGUGUAAUGGCAAAUCGAGUGGGAUGAUCGGGGAUGCAAUUGCAGAUGUAUUUCUGCGCAAAAAAUAUUGGUUUGCCGAACUGAACAUAUCACCGAAGGAUGUGCCUAACCAAUUUAUAAUACAAUAUGAUAAAUUAAGUGAAGCUACUAUUAAUCUACUCGACAUUUCUUCCUUGCCUGCAGAUCUGGCCCGUCAAAAAUGGGUAAGGGGUGCUUAUUUGACAGUUGUUAGAGAUAGUAUAGCAACAUUUUGUUACCUAAACAACAUUGGUUACUGGCAAGGUGUGCAUUCUAUUGCCUGUGCGUUAAUCUUUUUAAAGCCUACGCCUACUCUACAAGAACUGUCUAUAUUGUUAGAGAAGAUACUACUAAGAUUUGCACCAAUAAUUGCUCACAACAAAUCUUCCAUCACAAUACAAUGUGCAAAACAAUUGUCUUCAUUGUGGAAUUCACUAUUUCAGUUAUUUCUCCCCAUGACCAGUGCUGUAUUGAAUGAUUUUUGCGCAACAUGGAACAUUGAUAUUUUUUGGACUCUUGGAUUUCACCGUUUCAAUUGUGCGUAUAACUGUCUUUACCAUUGGUAUUUUAUCAUAAAAUGUGGCAACGUACUAUUUACUCCCACACUCGAUCAAAUAAUUGCUCCACAAUCUAAUGAAUUUACUAAUCUCACACAACACAAUGAAACCGGUGACAAUGAAAGUAUUGGUCACAUUUUGUCCUUCCUAUACUUUGAGUUGGCGCAAAAUUUGUUGCGGCAUAAUUAUUGGCAGAAGACAUGUGGACUACAGUCACUUAUAAACAACUUCUCAUUUGACAAGCAAUAUUAUUCAAUUCAAGACAUGAUGGAUCUGCUGAGUUUGUGCAUUCAGCAAGAAUUCUCACAGAAUAACCAACUUUUAUAUCCACCUGAUGUAUUUAUUAACAUGUCAGAUUACCAUUUUGAUAAUAUUUGUCUCGAAGGUACUAAUUUGAGUAAUUACCCCAUGUCAUUACUCGUAAUUCUGGUCAAAUCAUUGUAUUUGCUGACGCCCAAAUUUAUAAUAAAAUGCAUAAAUAAUUUUGUGAAUGACUUGUGCACCCUAAAUGUGCAUAAAAGGGGGCAUGUUGAUAACAAUUUUAGAAUUGAAACGUCACGCACUACUAAAUCAUUGGUAGAUUAUGAUUAUAUGAAAUAUAUUAAACAUUUUCAAGUGGCUAAAAUCGAGUUGACACAAAUCAUCUCUUACAUUCAACCUACAAGCGCAGCAUUUAUUGACAAAAGCGCUAUCAGCAAAACUGUACGAUUUGACAAUUCGAAAGUUUUAAAUAAUGCGCGAUUGAAAAAUGGAACCAAAUCAUCUAUCAACAAAAUGCUAUCUGAUUUGGUGUGCCGUGCUCAGGAUAAAAUUGGUAGUAAUGAUCCUUCAAAUAUGGUUUAUAAGGUCAUGAAGAAUUAUUAUUCAAUUGCGGAUAAGAUUUGUUACCUUAAAUCUGAUACUGUGGUUUGUCCAGAAUUGCCUGCUAACGAUAUUCCUUUUCAUAAUAAUGAAGUUGGGGCUGAUGUUCCACAAGUGCCUUUAUCAGCAAGAGGAGGAAGUGAAGGUGAUAACAAUAACAGACACAUUCCAGUAUUAAGAAAGACAAUGUCUACCAACGAAAUUAUGUAUUCCAAAUCACUUUCCCCUUCUACUCCAAGAACUGGUGUUCCACUCUUCCGACCCAGGGUAAAGCCUAAAAGUGAAGUUGAAUCUGUUAAGCUUGAAAGCUGUAACUGGCCAUUUUUUUACUCCACAGUGUUCGGCAAAUUUCUGUUUAUCGAUCUCACAAAUGAGUUUUUGCUGCCUAAAGAAUUCAAUGGUGGUAAGACAAUCUACUACAGUAAUGAGAGUUUCCACUUUUAUAAUAAACAAAGCAAUAAAUUGGAGCAUAUUACUGAUUUUAAAGAAAUAGUUUCAGAAAUAGUGCCUAUAAGAUCCCCCUUUGGAUAUACACUAAACUCCACCUGUUGGAUAAUCGUCACAAAAUGCAAUCCAGAUUGUAACGAUACUGAUCAUAGCUGUUAUGAUGGUAAAUUAGACACUGUUACUACGUUUAUCCAGCGGGAAUUGAUGUUUUCGGGUGCUUCCUUUAUUUUGCAUUAUCAAGGCGACUAUUUUGCCCUGAGCGAAUAUAUAAACACAUUGGCUGAAACACAUAUAUUAUCUGGAAUGAUGAGUAGGUUUGGGUUACGACACGGUGCCCUGUGGUUUAACAGUCAACCAAUUUUUAGCGCUGAUUCUUGUCGAUUGCGACCAAUUGACUGCACAUUUUACUCUAGUAGAUUAUCCAAUUCUCCAGCUAAAGAUCGUCUGGUUUUCAAGUUUAGCUGUAUAAGCCAUACGGCGGUAGCUAUUAUGAAACGCCUGUUAAAGAAAUACCAGUAUAUAUCAAUGAAUAGAAGGGUUAUAUUAGUAAAAGUUCAAGGUGAACUUACCAGGAAUAUCGAAAUUAUUUUUUGCAAGAUAUUACCAAAAAUAGGAUUAUAUCUAUCGCAUAUAGAGGAAAACGAGUGCCAAAUAACACAAUUAAAUAUCUAUAAUUUUUUUCCAAAAUUCAUGAAACUUACCGAAUUUCGCCUUAAAAAAAUGAAGCUUUUCCAACAACAUUUUAGAAGCGCCGUAAAGUUACUAGUGGAAACACUCAGUAAUUCCACUUUUUAUCACCCGCUAGUGGAUAGAAUUAAAAUAUCAUCACCCACUGGUACAUUUCCAUUGUACAUUGACAUAUUGGAUAAGAAAGGGUUGGUAGUUGAUAGUAUGAACCGGCACUGUUAUUUCACAAGGUUUCUGCUGAUGGAAGUCAGGAAAGAAUCGGAUAAAAUAAGGGAAAAUGUCAUAUACAACACUGGCAACAUCAGUAGAGUGUCUCACAAUCCCAUUGUCAAACGGACUGCCACAAUUAGCCAUACUACCAUGAGGGCCCUCAGAAUGGAGAAUAGGCGGAGCCUUGAUAAAUUUGAUUUCGUUAAAAAUGCGACGCUCAGGGAUGUUCAAAAUGUUAAAAAUGUAGCUCUCAGACGUUGCAACACUUUACUCAUCUCCCAUAUCAGCAUACACGAUAAUAAUAUUAACUAG